Dermochelys coriacea (leatherback sea turtle) is the source of this 4080-nucleotide messenger RNA. It is a transcript of the gene DDI2, whose product is annotated as DNA damage inducible 1 homolog 2. The record is from RefSeq and is a predicted model, not a curated record. Gene Ontology annotation, molecular function: protein binding; aspartic-type endopeptidase activity. The coding region runs from base 104 to 1357 and encodes 417 amino acids. Gene Ontology annotation, biological process: proteolysis. NCBI's taxonomy places the organism in Eukaryota, Metazoa, Chordata, Testudines, Dermochelyidae. The transcript has 9 exons.
CGGCAGCGGCGCGACAGUUGCCGGCCGGGGGGGGCUUUUACGGCAGCGGGCGGCGGGCGGGCGGAGGCGCUGCUGGCGGAGCCCGGUCCGGCCCGGCCCGGCCAUGCUGCUCACCGUGUUCUGCCUGCGCCGGGACCGCUCCGAGCUCACCUUCUCCCUGCAGGUGGACGCCGACUUCGAGCUGCAGAACUUCCGGGCGCUCUGCGAGCUGGAGUCCGGCAUCCCCGCGGCCGAGAGCCAGAUUGUCUAUGCAGAGAGGCCUCUAACUGACAACCAUAGAUCAUUAGCCUCGUAUGGCUUGAAAGAUGGGGAUGUGGUGAUUUUACGGCAAAAAGAGAAUGUGGAGCCACGGCCUCCAGUCCAGUUUCCAGGUCUGCCCAGGAUAGACUUCAGCAGCAUUACAGUGCCUGGGACGUCAGCCCAGCCGCAGCAUCAGCAACCAGCGCAGCAUCCUCGCCCAUCACCUCCGGGUACACCACCUUCCCCUCAGGGCUUGGACAAUCCAGCUCUAUUACGGGACAUGUUGCUUGCCAAUCCCCACGAGCUGUCCCUGCUGAAAGAACGCAAUCCACCCCUGGCUGAGGCACUGCUCAGUGGAGACCUUGAGAAAUUUACCAGGGUGCUGGUGGAGCAGCAACAGGACCGAGCCCGCCGGGAGCAGGAGAGAAUCCGACUGUUUUCAGCUGACCCUUUUGAUCUUGAGGCUCAGGCAAAGAUAGAAGAGGACAUAAGGCAACAAAAUAUUGAAGAGAACAUGACAAUAGCUAUGGAAGAGGCCCCAGAGAGCUUUGGCCAGGUGGUGAUGCUCUAUAUUAACUGCAAAGUCAAUGGACAUCCAGUGAAAGCCUUUGUUGAUUCAGGUGCCCAAAUGACCAUUAUGAGCCAAGCUUGUGCUGAAAGGUGUAACAUAAUGAGACUGGUGGACCGGCGCUGGGCAGGCAUUGCUAAGGGUGUGGGCACGCAGAAAAUCAUUGGCAGAGUGCACUUAACUCAGGUUCAGAUUGAAGGGGAUUUUCUGCCAUGUUCUUUCUCUAUCCUUGAAGAACAGCCCAUGGAUAUGCUUCUAGGACUGGAUAUGCUUAAGAGACAUCAGUGUUCCAUUGAUCUCAAAAAGAAUGUACUAGUGAUUGGCACCACUGGAUCUCAGACAACUUUCCUUCCGGAAGGGGAGCUCCCAGAGUGUGCAAGACUGGCAUAUGGGCCAGGGCGGGAGGACAUGCGGCCGGAGGAGAUUGCAGACCAAGAACUGGCAGAAGCUCUACAGAAAUCUGUAGAGGAAGCAGGCCUCGCUGCUCCCCCUGCAAAAGACUGUGAAAAUGUGGAAGGCUGGAUGAUUUACAGAAAUGUUUUUUGUUAAAAUCACAAUUCGACAAAAUUGUUGCCAUAGUUACAUUAAGACCAGAUGUGCAACCAGUAGAACAGGAGUGGCCCAAUGUAUCCUCUCUUGAGACUCCACGUCCCAGCUUGAUCUAAAUGGAAAAUAAUGGAAACAGGUACUCAAGGAGACAAAAACAGACUUCUUACAGGACAGGCGUAAUAAACUUUCAGGCAAAUCCCAGGUGCACACAUGAGCGUGUUCAGUCAGCAGAAUGCAGUCCAAUUAUAUAUUUAAAAGGAGGAAGACUUUUUGAAGAUUUAAAUGAAGGAAAGCAAUUCAGUGUGUCUUAAUUACUUCAGUUGUCCUGCUGGUCCUGUUAAAGGCCACUGAGUUUUGGAACCUGUGCACAGGGAGAGACAGAUGACGACAAACCAGGCAGCGCAGCUGGAAGUUUUGGAUAGCUGAUUGGAAAUAGGAAACUUGGACAGAGAUCCUAAUGUGAUCUAGUGUAGGGACACUCACUGUCACACUGAAGGUCAUGCUGGAAAUUUGACAAGAGCCUGAGAGCUGAUACGUUUACCCAGAAUCUUAGCAAAAAUAAAUGAAUGCAACUUGUUGGUAAUACAUCUUUCUUGAUAAAUAGAAAUUAUUGUCUGAGAUUACUAAUAACCAAAUCCACAGUUGUGAGACAUCCUCCCCUCUGUGCAAAGAAGGCUGCUGUUAGUCAUGUUUCACCCUUGGCUACAUCUGUUUAGUCACUGUGGUGUUCUGAAAAAGUAUUGCUGGCUCAGACUGCACACUUCUCUGGUGCCUUUCACCCAAGGAUCUUAAAUCUUAUAACCUUCAGGCCACGCACCCAUUGUGAGGCUGUUAUUAUCCCCAUAUGUAAAAUGGGGAUACAGGUACAUACUGGGUAAGUGAUGUACCCAGGGGCACAGAGCAAGUUACUGACAACUGGCAGCAGACUCCAGGAACUGUUGCACUGUCCCCAGCUCCAACUUCUCUGAAAUGUGCCUGCUGUGUAUUUUCAGAAGUGCACAGUGAGCUAGCAUGCCCUUAAACAUGCCUUGUGCUGUGUAUUUUUAUCGAAUACAUAGCUUCUCCUGCACUCCGUACUGAUCAAAUGAUGGUACGGUAAAAUCUUUAACUUGAUUGAAGAGCAGUUCCUUUUUGACUCAACAUGGCAAAGUGCCUAAACAGACUCUUGUAUCGAACUGGCCAGCCGAACUUCUGGAAGGCAGUGACCACAAGGAGCUCCCUUGUUCAGAACCGUAUAUUGGAAGAAGCUGGGGGAGGGGAGAGAGAGAGAGGUCACAGACUAUAACCAUGCAUGUUGUGUGCUUUGAAUUGCUAAUACAAGUUUGGUGUGUUGUGUUUCCUAAUCCAAACAGAACAUCAGAAGCCUUGAUGCAUGUAGUGUGUGUGUACUGCAGCUGGAGUGGGCCACAGACCAGGUAUUUAUAGCUACCCAUUUAUGAGCUUUCGCUACAACUUUCACACUGCCAGCAGCAGGGCUAACCUUGCUUUAAACAGUAUUGUGGAGAAACCUAUGUGAUGUGAAAUUGACAGCUCAUUCCUUUCAGAGGAUGAAAACAUUCCACCUCUAAAUGUAACAAACCUGUAGUGUGUUCUUUUUCCUCAUUUAAACAUUUAUUUAAACCAUUUGUUCAUGGAAAGGAGGGGCUAAUAGGUGUAUGAGCUUUCCUGCACUACUUUCCUAAUGCACCCAUUUCUUACCCACAGCACCUGUGGUGCAUAAACCUGAAACUCUUGUGCAAAGAUAGCUAGUCACAUUGAACAGCGUGGUGACUUUGCAAUGUAACAAACAAGAACUAGAAGGACACCAUCACACUGAUAUUUAUGGGUGUCCUCAGCUAAGAUUCAAACACAGGUUUCCUGAGGUGAAAGGCCACUGCAUGGUCAUAUCUGUAUUAAUUUUGGAUUUUUAAAGCAAGAAAUUAAUUUGGUGUUGACAGCAAGUCAGGUUACCAAUAUACAGCCAUAGGCCACUCAUUGGUUGGGCUUAUCUGACAACAGAUAUAAAGAUAUAAAUAAUAUAAAGAAACCUGGUUAACUAUAUGGUUAUGUUAAGCUUCCUAACUGAAAGGCUACAACUUCAGCUUGUAAUGGCUGCGUGUGCGGAGUUUAACAAACAAGCCGUGACCAUGUUAUAGCAAUUGAUUUUUUUUUUUUUAAAAGGGCCAGCAGUACCUAAACACUUGCAGUAAGUUUAUUAUGCAAAGCUGUCUGACUAAUUUGAAGUGUCUUGGGCACAACUAGAUCAUAAACAUACUACUUUAUUAUACCUUGAAAACUUGCACUCCCUUGGGAGAACGUUGUUAUUCAGCAUGUUGUAUUUGAAUUGCAUUAUUAAAUGCUAAAUAUCUUUUGUAUUACUAUGUGGCCUUUCUGUACUGUUGCAAGUGUUUCUCAGAGGCCCUUUUGGGUUCUGUAAUUAAAAAGCUUUACAGGUUGCUUAUUUUAUCACCAUGAAAAUAGAUGUUUUGAACUCAUUGACUUUGCUCAGAGGUGAAUUUGCAACCACCUGCCUCCUCCCAUUAUGGCAGACAUCAGUAGCUUGGAACAGAAAAUAAAUGUUAAAUGAAUGAAGACAGAAGCUGUCAAGUAAUUUAGGUCCACAAUUUUUCAACUCUAAAAUUGUUAUAAUCUGAUGGUAAAUGUUUUCUGAACUCUAAAUAUCUUGCUUUUUUAUCCACCACUCUGAGAAAUUAAAACAAAUAAUAAACAGUGGCUUUCUAUUA